Messenger RNA from Drosophila persimilis, 632 nucleotides. Its product is annotated as pinin-like. Gene Ontology annotation, cellular component: catalytic step 2 spliceosome. NCBI's taxonomy places the organism in Eukaryota, Metazoa, Arthropoda, Insecta, Diptera, Drosophilidae. The record is from RefSeq and is a predicted model, not a curated record. The transcript is spliced from 2 exons.
AUGAGAAUUGAGAAAUGCAAACACGCCGAUGAAGCCAAAAAUAGUUAUCAUAACUAAAGAUCAUUUAAAGAUAAGCGUUUCUCUGUAGACGAGAGCGAAACUCGGUCGCCAAGGAUUAACUCUCGUGUAAUUCGGGAAUUACCAUCUAGAAAAGAAGUUGUUGAAGCUCAAGGAACAGAUUCCGAGUCAAUAGCUCGAAAUCGUCGCAUGUUUGGAUCUCUUAUUGGAACAUUACAAAAAUUCUGCCAAGAGGAGUCGCGUCUAAAGAUCAAAGAAGAUAAAAAAUCGGAAAUAGAAAAGGAAUUGGAGAGGCAAGAACUUCAGGAAUGGGCCAUGCUAAGAAAAGAACGAGAAACUUUGUUUUUAAAUAAAAAACGAAAGCAAUUUGAAAUUAGAGCAUUGGAAUAUAAAAUGGCUAGACUAAAGGAUUUUAAAUCAUGGGAAUCAUCCAUCACUUAUCAAAAACAUCAAAUUCGAACAAAAACUAAACCGCGAAGCCAUACGUUCCCUUACAGGACAUUGGCUAGAAGGCGCACACGCAAACAGGAUGGGUGCUCCAAAAAUGCUCCAUGAAAUAACUAAGUGGCUCCUCCGAGAGGGGGUGGCCAGCUUUGAAGCCCGUAGAGAGUCGU